AUGUUCGAGGUGUCGCAAUCUAAUAUACUACUCAAAGAAAUAUCACAAACGAGAGAUCGAGCUGGGUUCCAGCGCGAGUGUAUAAGCAUACACGUUGGUCAAGCUGGCGUUCAAAUUGGUAAUGCCUGCUGGGAGUUGUACUGUUUAGAACAUGGAAUUCUACCUGAUGGACAAAUGCCCGAUGGAACUGGUGUCGGACCACAUGAUGGCUAUCAUGAUUCGUUCUUCAGCCAGUCUGGGUCAGGCAAACAGGUGCCGAGAGCCGUUUUUAUCGAUCUUGAACCAACUGUAAUCGACGAGGUGCGCACCGGCACUUACCGUCAAUUGUUCCAUCCCGAACAAAUGAUUACAGGUAAGGAAGAUGCCGCAAACAACUAUGCCAGAGGACGGUACACCAUCGGACGUGAAUUCAUUGAUGCAGUGACCGAUCGAGUGAGAAAAAUGACCAAUCAAUGUGAUGGUUUGCAAGGAUUUUUUGUAUUUCAUUCAUUCGGUGGAGGGACCGGCUCUGGAUUCACAUCACUUCUUAUGGAAAAGUUGAAUGCGGAGUAUGGAAAAAAAUCAAAAUUAGAAUUUGCUGUAUACCCCGCGCCGACCAUAUCGACGUCCGUAGUGGAACCAUACAAUUCGAUUCUGACAACGCACACGACCUUGGAGCACUCGAACUGUUCUUUUAUGGUGGACAAUGAAGCUAUUUACGAUAUAUGCAAAUCCAAACUGAAUAUUUCCAGCCCCUCAUACAUAAAUCUGAAUCGUUUAAUUGCCCAAGUGGUGAGCUCUGUCACUGCAUCGCUGCGCUUUGGCGGGUCUUUGAAUGUUGACUUAAACGAGUUCCAAACUAAUCUCGUACCCUAUCCAAGGAUACAUUUCCCUCUGGCUACCUAUGCACCGAUAAUUUCUGCAGACAAAGCACGUCAUGAACAACUCAGUGUUUCCGAGAUCACACACGCCUGUUUCGAUCCAUCUAGCCAGAUGGUUAAGUGUGACCCGCGAUCGGGUAAAUAUAUUGCAUGCUGCUUACUGUAUCGGGGCGAUGUGGUUUCUAAAGACGCCAUUGAUACGAUUUCUGUCAUCAAGAACAAAGGGGCAGUGCAAUUCGUCGACUGGGCUCCAGCAGGCUUUAAGCUGGGUGUUAACAGUCAACCACCGACCGCAGUGCCUGGAGGUGAUUUAGCACAGGUCAAACGUGCCGUAUGUAUGUUAAGUAACCUGACGGCCAUACGUGAACCCUGGCAUCGACUGAAUUACAAGUUCGACUUAAUGUUUGCCAAAAGGGCCUUUGUCCACUGGUAUGUUGGAGAAGGAAUGGAAGAGGGAGAGUUUGUGGAGGCUCGAGAAGAUUUGGCUGCUUUAGAAAAAGAUUAUGAAGAGAUUGCAAUGGACGAAGAUUUGGACGACGAAGAAGCUGCUGACACCUAUUAA
Molecule: messenger RNA, 1422 nt
Organism: Opisthorchis viverrini
Lineage: Eukaryota; Metazoa; Platyhelminthes; Trematoda; Opisthorchiida; Opisthorchiidae
Exons: 3
Coding region: 1-1422 (473 amino acids)
Biological process (GO): microtubule cytoskeleton organization; mitotic cell cycle
Cellular component (GO): cytoplasm; microtubule
Molecular function (GO): structural constituent of cytoskeleton; GTP binding
Source: RefSeq, a predicted model, not a curated record